AAUAAAAGCGUCAGCAAAAUUCGGGAGACGCAGUCAGCUCGGAAAAAUAAGUAGCCUAGCUUAAUAGAAAACAGCGCUUUCUCAAAAAAUAAGGUGAACAUUGACGUUUUGCACACACAUAGGUCUACACGAGUCAUACAAACACCCCUCUUAAGACUUGGACCGACAUGAAAUAACAUAAUAAGUGCUUUCAUAUAAACACCACGAACUCUUUUUGGUCCGAUCGGUGAUCGUUUACCACUAGUAGUGAAGGAUUCAUCAAUAUAUGGCUGGUCGUGCUCAAAGUUCAAAGUCUGCUGGAUGCCGAGCAGUGUUUGUGUGUGAACGCCCAGAGCUUAUAAAGCUCAGAGAAGGACUGAGUUGCCUCAAUAGCGAGUCUGAACCCUCUCGGUACACUGUAGGCGGACUAUAGGACUGCAGGAGGACUAUAGGACUGCAGGAGGACUAUAGGACUGCAGCUGUCACCACGAUGUCUGACGGACGUAGCCUGGUCUACCUGGUGACCGGAGGAUGCGGCUUUCUCGGCCGCCACCUGCUCGGCGUGACGCUGGAGAAGGAGAAGCGGGUGUGUGAGAUCAGGCUCUUCGACAAGGUGGUGGACCCCCGUCUUACCGAGCAGAGCACAGACGGGGUGCAGGUGACUGUGCUCCAGGGGGACAUCACGGACUACCUCAGCGUACGGGAGGCCGUGCGCGGGGCCGACGUGGUCUUCCACUCUGCCAGCCUGGUGGACGUCUGGCACAAGGUGUCCCCGGCGGUCAUCCACGCCGUCAACGUCACAGGAACAGAGAACGUGAUCCAGGCGUGUGUGGAGCUUGGGGUCCAGUAUCUGGUCUACACCAGCAGCAUGGAGGUGGUGGGCCCGAACGUCAAAGGAGACCCCUUCAUCAGGGGAAACGAAGAGACGCCCUACAACAUUGCUCACGCCAUGCCCUACCCCCGGAGCAAGGCGGAGGCGGAGCGCAUCGUGGUCCGAGCGAACGGCACGGAGGUGAGCGGCGGUAAGACGCUGCACACCUGCUCCCUGCGGCCCACCGGGAUCUACGGAGAGGAGCACCAGCUCAUGAAGGACUUCUACGACAAGAGCGUGCAGGCGGGGGGCCGGCUCAUCCUGGGGGUCCCCAAGAACACGGAGCACGGCCGGGUCUACGCAGGCAACGUGGCCUGGAUGCACCUGCUGGCGGCGCGGGGCCUGAUGGAGGAGCCGCAGACGGUGGGCGGCCAGGCGUACUUCUGCUAUGACGACUCGCCCUACAAGAGCUACGAGGACUUCAACCUGCAGUUCCUGUCGGCGUUCGGCUUCAGCCAGGUGCACGUCCCCCUGGCGGCGCUCUGGUUCCUCGCCGUCCUCAACGACGUGCUGCGCUGGCUGCUGCGGCCCGUGUGUCGGUGGGCGCCGCUGCUCAACCGCUACACGCUGGCCGUGGCGUGCACCUCCUUCACCGUGAGCUCGGACAAGGCGCGGCGCCACUUCCGGUACACGCCGCUCUUCAGCUGGGCGGAGUGCCGGGCACGCACGCAGGCCUGGGUCGACACGUUCCCGGGCCUCGGCGCCAAGAAGGACUCCUGACCCCGACCCUGACCCCGACCCUGACCCCGACCCUGACCCUGACCCCGACCGAACGCAAUAAUUGUGGCUGCAACGCGCACGCACGCACGCACGCACGCACGCACGCACGCACACACACACACACACACACACACACAUACACAUACACACACACACACACACACACACACACACACACACACACACACACACACACACAAGAACACACACACACACACGAACACACACGAACACGAACACACACACACACAGACAGACAGACAGACAGACAGACAGACAGACAGACAGACAGACAGACAGACCCCCCCCCCCCCCCCACACAGCUACCCCGUCUGUAUGUGGGAUGCAGUUUGCACACUUCAAAUAGCCGUAUUGGAUUCAGUGCAAUCGUCCGUUGAGUCUCAUGGCCUUAGGGACUGUCUGAAUGGUGAAUUCAUCCUUUCAGUCCCGACUCAGGAUCUGCACAUUUUCUCUGUUCCUUAUUUUUAUACAGUCUAUUUUCAUGCUUUUCAAACUCAACCGUUUCUAAGAUGACGAUGUUAAGGUGACAUGAAUGCUAUUAAAUUAACUAAUUAUUACCUAUAAUAAUAGGUAAUAAUAACAAUGAAGUGUCAUGUAUCUUCUAUAUGCCUCAGUAUAUCUUCUAGAAUAAUCAAAUAUUUAAAUAUAGCUAUAUGAAUAGUAUAAUAAAUAUAAUAUAUUCGCCUCUUCA
Molecule: messenger RNA, 2282 nt
Organism: Gadus macrocephalus (Pacific cod)
Lineage: Eukaryota; Metazoa; Chordata; Actinopteri; Gadiformes; Gadidae
Gene: hsd3b7
Product: hydroxy-delta-5-steroid dehydrogenase, 3 beta- and steroid delta-isomerase
Exons: 6
Coding region: 470-1570 (366 amino acids)
Biological process (GO): steroid biosynthetic process
Molecular function (GO): 3-beta-hydroxy-Delta5-steroid dehydrogenase (NAD+) activity
Source: RefSeq, a predicted model, not a curated record